This is a messenger RNA of Penicillium lagena, 1623 nucleotides long. Its product is annotated as Amidase. The transcript has 6 exons. Lineage: Eukaryota; Fungi; Ascomycota; Eurotiomycetes; Eurotiales; Aspergillaceae. The record is from RefSeq and is a predicted model, not a curated record. The coding region runs from base 1 to 1623 and encodes 540 amino acids.
AUGACAAUUGAAAGCUGGACUGAGAUCGUGAAGCAGAAGCAGGCCGAGGUCGCCACCCAGAUCCCACCAGCUUGGCGUCUGUCAGCCGAGUAUACGGAUAUCUCGCCGACCAAGUCCACCAAUGUGCUCGAUGUACCUCGCCAGUGUGGUCUCUUGUCGCCCAAGCAGAUGGAAAUUACGGAGAAGUAUGAUGCCACAGCUCUGCUUGAAAAGAUCCACCACCAGGAGUUAUCAGCCUACGAAGUGACCGAGGCCUUUUGCAUUCGCGCUGCCAUCGCCCAGCAGGUGACACAUUGUCUGACGGAAAUGUUUUUUAACCGUGCCCUUGAGCAUGCAAAGCAUCUGGACGAGGAAAUGCAGCGCACGGGAAACCCCAUCGGACCUUUGCAUGGCUUGCCAAUCAGUUUCAAGGAUUGUUUCAACAUCGAAGGUAUCCCCUCCUCGAUUGGGUUCACUUCCUUCAUCAAGAAUGGGCCUAUGCAAUCCAAUUCCGCCAUGGUUCAAAUCCUGCAGAAACUGGGGGCGGUUCCUUAUGUAAAGACGAACAUCCCACAGACGAUGAUGGCAGCAGACUCCCAUAACCAUGUUUUCGGGCGAACUCUUAACCCGCAUCGAUCCAAUCUAAAUGCGGGCGGAUCUUCGGGUGGAGAGGGCGCGCUCAUUGCGAUGAGAGGCUCCGUGUUGGGCAUUGGAACCGAUAUCGCAGGUUCGAUUCGAAUCCCUGCAAUCUGCAAUGGAACAUUUGCCUUGAAGCCUUCUGCUGAUCGCAUUCCGUACGGGGGGCAGACUAGCUCCGCGCGUGGUGGCCUGGCAGGAAUCAAAGCUUGCGCCGGUCCGUUGGCAACAUCAGUGAGAGACUUGGAGCUGUUGAUGCGCGUGGUGACGAAUGCAGAUCCCUGGCAAGCUGACUCCUCGGUAAUUUUUGCCCCAUGGCGCUCGGUAGCGCCGAAGUGCACGCUGCGAUUGGGGCUGAUCCAAGAGGAUCCCCAUUUUCCGCUGCAUCCUCCAGUUUUGCGGACCCUGACACAUGCUGCCGACAAGCUGCGAGCGGCGGGACAUGAAGUUGUGCCGCUGACCACCCCCUCCAUCCGGGACGCCUGCGCGUUGGCGUUUCGCAUGUUUUCCAUGGACCCUGCAAACACACCGUUCAAACAUAUUGCUGCUAGUGGGGAACCUGUCAUCCCGGCAUUGGCAUCAACGGCCUUGCCGCACGAGUACAUGCAGUACGAUCCCGCACCAAUGACACUCCAGGCGCUGUACGACUUGAAUGAAGAGCGACAGAAGUUCAAGGAGGCAUUCCGCUCACUAAUAGUGAAGGCUAACAUAGAUGCGAUUAUCAUGCCAGGCUACCAAGGGACUGCCCAGCCACAUGAUCUUUUUGGCUUUGUCCCCUAUACAGUCAUGUGGAAUGUAAUGGACUAUCCGGGAUGUAUCAUCCCAUAUGGCAAGGCCGAAAAAGGUCUCGAUGCGGCCUUUGCUCGUGAUGAUGUCGAGUAUAAGCCACCGUACACGGCGGAUGCGGUUGAAGGAGCUCCCUGCUGUGUGCAGGUUGUUGGGAGGAAUAUGCGUGAAGAGGAAUUGUUGGUAGUUGCAGCGACGGUUUCUAGGGUUCUCGCCGAAUGA